UGACCGCUGUCACAUGACCAGAAGGGAACCGAGCCCUUCAGGCGGCUGCAGCUAGGAGGGAGUGGUCAUGUGACUGUCACAUGACAGGAGCAGCCAGCAGCUGGGGAGAAGGGGGCGCUGUCAAAAUGCCCCAGAGACUGUCCGUGGAGAAGCAGGCCUACUCCGUACCACUGAUCCAGCCGGACCUUCGCCGGGAAGAGACUAUACAACAGAUCACAGAUACUCUGCAGCACCUGCAGAGCGUUUCCAAUGACAUUUUCAGCAGGAUCUUGCAGCGAGUGGAGACCAACAGGUCACAGCUGAAGAACAUCAAUGACCGGGUCAGUCUGGCCCAAGCCAAGAUAGAAAAACUAAAAGGCAGCAAAAAAGCUAUAAAGGUCUUCUCCAGUGCCAAGUACCCAGCCCCAGACCGGCUUCAGGAGUACAGCUCCAUCUUCUCCGGCGCUGCCGAUCUGUGGCCAGGGAAAAGACCACGGCAUAAAAUCCAGAGCAAGCACCGGCCGCUGGACGAGCAAGCUGUACAAGAGAAGCUGAAGUAUUUCCCAGUGUAUGUGAGCUCAAAGGGGCAGGACGACGAAGGAGAUGAAGAAGGCCUGGGCAGACUACCCCGGAACAUCAAUUCUGUCAGCUCUCUGCUUCUCUUCAACACGGCAGAGAAUCUCUAUAAGAAGUAUGUGUUUCUGGACCCUCUGGCCGGUGUAAUUACACGGACUAACCAGGCUCUGGAGGGAGAGGAGGAGGACAGGCCGUUUGAUGCCCCUUUCUCUAUCACGAAGAGGGAGCAGCUGGAGCGGCAGACGGCGGAGAAUUACUUCUAUGUCCCAGACCUCGGGCCAGUCCCUGAGAUUGAUGUCCCCUACUCCCUGCCAGACCUGCCCGGGGUGGCCGAUGACCUCAUGUACAUUGCUGACCUUGGUCCUGGCAUUGCCCCAUCUGCUCCAGGAGGACCUAUUCCUGAGCUCCCUACCUUCAGCACCGAGGAUAUGGUGGAACCUUCUAGGCCAGAUGCUCAAGAUGGGACCUUUCUUCCACCUCCCCCUCCUCCGCCACCCCCACCUCCUCCUGCACCUUCCUCCAUCUCUCCCCCUGCACCUCCGCAGCCUCCACCACUUACUAUCCCACCUGUGCCAGGCGGAGCAGACCACCCGACUGGGGAUCCAGCCGUCCAAGGAGCCCGGAAAGACGUGGUUAGUCCGUCUCAUGGCCGAGCCUCUCUGCUGGAGUCCAUCCGACAAGCGGGAGGAAUCGGAAAAGCCAAGCUGCGCAAUGUGAAAGAGAAAAAGCUGGAAAAGAAGAAGAUGAAGGAGCAGGAACAAGUGAUCUCCACAGGAGGAGGUGGCGACCUGAUGUCUGAUCUCUUCAACAAGCUGGCACUGAGGCGGAAAGGAAUCUCCGGAAAGGGACCAGCUGCUGGCAGCGGAGACACCCCUGCAGGAGCUUUUGCCCGAAUCUCUGACACCAUCCCACCCUUACCCCCACCCCAAGCAACGCCAGGAGAGGGGGACGAGGACGACUGGGAGUCUUAGGUUUACCUACUAUACAGCCAAGUCUAUGGACAUUUACCACCAUACAUUUCAGAUGGAACAGCGCCCUCAUGGUAUCAGGCCUAGUACUGCACCUACAGGAGCAUGGCUUGGAUCUCCUCCAUGGUAUACGGACUAUAAUGUAAUGAAGGAAAGAUUAUUCAGUUUCAUGGUUUCUAUAACCCCCAACGCCGGUCUGAUAUGACAUCGUAUCACAUGUCUCUAUGUACUGUAUCUCGCUAUAUGAUAUAUACACACGUCAGAGCAAUACAAUAAAACUCUGGAACGAU
This is a messenger RNA of Pseudophryne corroboree (corroboree frog), 1813 nucleotides long. RefSeq names its product WASH complex subunit 1 (gene WASHC1). The coding region runs from base 81 to 1526 and encodes 481 amino acids. NCBI's taxonomy places the organism in Eukaryota, Metazoa, Chordata, Amphibia, Anura, Myobatrachidae. The record is from RefSeq and is a predicted model, not a curated record. Gene Ontology annotation, molecular function: alpha-tubulin binding; actin binding; gamma-tubulin binding. The transcript has 11 exons. Gene Ontology annotation, biological process: endocytic recycling; retrograde transport, endosome to Golgi; Arp2/3 complex-mediated actin nucleation. Gene Ontology annotation, cellular component: recycling endosome; WASH complex; early endosome.